CUGGUGUCAUCCAUAACACUGGUAAGCGAUGCAGGACAUUAUCCGCUUCCUCCGCGUUUAGUGUCUCGAUUUCGUUUUUGUGUUGUGGAAUAUCCGACGGUGCAAGAUCUGAUCAAAAUUUAUUCCUCUCAUGUCGCGUUAGCGUUCAAGGAUUCAAACCAGCCAACUCAUCGUGUGGAUGAAGUAUCAAACAUCAUGGUGCGCAUAUUCAAUGAAAUUCGGAAUACAUUCAUACAGACCGAUAAGCCACACUAUGUUUUCACGCUGAACCAUCUAACGAAUUGGGUUUUUGGCCUUAUGCGCUACGACAUUACGGGUAAUUGCUGUCCAUCGCUUGCAAUAUGUUUUUCUACAAAAUCGAGUGCACACUCCACAUUGCAGUGUUGCGCAUCAAUCAGCCUCCAAGCGCAACAGUUCUUCACGCCUGAAUUCUCCAAAACACUUAUGCAGUCUAUUCAAUUAAGCCUGCGCGAAACAGAGAUCAUUCAUUGUCAAACUGGCCAGUGCUAG
Molecule: messenger RNA, 510 nt
Organism: Gongylonema pulchrum
Lineage: Eukaryota; Metazoa; Nematoda; Chromadorea; Rhabditida; Gongylonematidae
Source: the annotation of a GenBank genome assembly